Cannabis sativa is the source of this 2065-nucleotide messenger RNA. Its product is annotated as serine/threonine protein phosphatase 2A 57 kDa regulatory subunit B' beta isoform. The record is from RefSeq and is a predicted model, not a curated record. Gene Ontology annotation, cellular component: protein phosphatase type 2A complex. The transcript has 2 exons. Gene Ontology annotation, biological process: signal transduction. Gene Ontology annotation, molecular function: protein phosphatase regulator activity. Lineage: Eukaryota; Viridiplantae; Streptophyta; Magnoliopsida; Rosales; Cannabaceae. The coding region runs from base 347 to 1831 and encodes 494 amino acids.
CAUCACUUAAAAAGAAAAAAAAAUCAAGAAUCCAUUUUGUGCUCUCUACUCCCAAUUUUUUUUUUUGUUGCCAUCGCCAUUCGCCGCUCCUUUCCUGGCCUAUCGGAUCAAAUGAAACCCAUCUCUCUAUCUUCUUUCUCUCUUCAUCUUCUUCACCCAAUUCAGCUUCACACCAUUUCAUUUCUUUUCUUUCCUUAACUACCACCCAAUCCAAUCCUUCUUCACUCCCUUCUUUAUUAGGUUUUAAAUAUAUAUAUAUAUAUAUAUAUAUAUAUAUAUAAAUAUACAUAUAUUUGUUGUUUACUGAUUAAUAUUGGCGAAUCGACCUGUUGAAAGGGGAAAAACAAUGUUGAACAAAUUCAUGAAACGGGGUCACCGGAAAUCCAAGUCCGAAUCCAACGACAAUGCCGGGUUCGGGCUUGGACCCGGGAACGUUACAGUGAACCACGCUUCUCGGACGACCUUCAAUUCAGCCGUUGCCAAUUCCGAAUCACAGAACGUUACUUCAUCUCAGGCGCCUCCUCUCAACCCUGGUGGCGUCAUCGAAAUCCUACCUUUUUUACGAGACGUUUCGGUUUCGGAGCGCUCGGCAUUGUUCCUCCGCAAGCUCAAGGUAUGUUGGGUACAAUGCGAUUUUUCAGAUACUCUCAAAGGGGUUCGUGAAAAAGAGAUCAAGCGCCAAACUCUAUUGGAGCUUGUGGAUUUCAUACAAGCGGGUUCGUGUAAAUUGAACGAGACAAUGCAGGAGGAGCUUAUCCGAAUGGUUUCCGUUAAUGUUUUUCGGUGUCUGCCUCCGGCGGCUCACGAGAACACCGGCUCUGAAGCCGCCGGUGACCCCGAAGAUGAUGAGCCUUAUUUGGAGCCAUCUUGGCCGCAUUUGCAAAUUGUGUACGAAAUUCUAUUGAGGUAUCUUGUUUCUUCCGAGACCGAUACUAAGAUAGCCAAGCGUUACAUUGAUCAUGUCUUUGUGCUGAAAUUGCUUGAAUUGUUCGACUCCGAGGACCCACGUGAGCGAGAAUAUUUGAAAACUAUUCUUCAUCGUAUUUAUGGCAAGUUCAUGGUGCAUCGACCCUUUGUUAGAAAAGCCAUUAAUAACAUCUUCUACAGGUUUAUAUUUGAGACUGAAAGGCAUUGUGGUAUUGCCGAGUUGUUGGAGAUUCUUGGGAGUAUUAUUAAUGGAUUUGCAUUGCCCAUGAAAGAGGAGCAUAAGUUGUUUCUUUCAAGAGCGCUUAUACCACUCCAUAAACCCAAAUGUAUAGCAGUAUAUCACCAGCCAUUGUCCUAUUGCAUCACGCAGUUUGUGGAGAAGGAUUACAAGUUGGCGGAUUCAGUUAUUCGCGGGUUGUUGAAGUAUUGGCCUGUCACAAAUUGCCAGAAGGAGGUUCUCUUUCUUGGAGAGCUAGAAGAGGUUUUAGAAGCUACUCAGUCUGCUGAGUUCCAAAGAUGCAUGAUUCCUCUUUUUAGACAGAUAGGCCGCUGUCUUAACAGUCCACAUUUCCAGGUUGCAGAAAGAGCCCUUUACUUUUGGAACAAUGAACAUAUAGUAAGCUUGAUUGCACAGAACCGAAAUGUGAUACUUCCACUGAUUUUUGAAGCACUGGAGAAAAAUAUUCGAGGUCACUGGAACCAGGCUGUAAAUGGGCUGACGGGAAAUGUGCAAAGGAUGUUCCGAGAUAUGGAUAGCGAGUUGUUUGAGGAGUGUGAGAGGGAGUACUUGGAGAAGGAAACCAAGGCUAGAGAUUUGGAAGAGCGGCGAGAAUUGACAUGGAAGAGACUGGAAGAUGUAGCAGCACAAGCUCCGCGAGAGGAUAAUAUGGUAUGGGUUAACUGAUUAAUUUCGGUAGACAUGCUUAAUAUUUGUUUCCACUGUAGUGGCUAUUCUUUUUGUUUUGUUUUUGACAUUAAAGUCUUAAUCUUUUAUUAAGACAAUAACUGACAUAAUAUAGAAAGGAGAAGAAUAUAUAUAAAUAUAUAUCAGUUUUUUUUUUUUUCCUGUAACAAAGAAUUUGAAUUGUUCUUUUGCUGAUUAUUAAUAGUUAAGAUGAUUCAUUCCCAUUUCUCCUUA